Scleropages formosus (Asian bonytongue) is the source of this 4851-nucleotide messenger RNA. It is a transcript of the gene nufip2, whose product is annotated as nuclear FMR1 interacting protein 2. The transcript is spliced from 4 exons. The coding region runs from base 69 to 2072 and encodes 667 amino acids. Gene Ontology annotation, molecular function: RNA binding. NCBI's taxonomy places the organism in Eukaryota, Metazoa, Chordata, Actinopteri, Osteoglossiformes, Osteoglossidae. The record is from RefSeq and is a predicted model, not a curated record. Gene Ontology annotation, cellular component: cytoplasmic stress granule; nucleoplasm.
UCCCCCACCCCGCCAUUCGCUCCGAGUGCGCGCCGGCCCGAGCCGGAGAUCCUCGCCCCGCGCCGUCGAUGGAGGAGCCGCCCGGCGAGCGGCCUUGCGAGCAGCAGCGCGAGCGGCGGCAGCAGCAGCAGGAGGAGCAGCACGAGCGGCGGCAACAGCAGCAGCAGCAGCAACAGCAGCAGCGCCGCCGCCGCCGCCAUGGCGAGGAAAAGAGGAGCCCGGGAGGCGCGAGGAAAGCGCUGAAAAACGACCAGGACACCGAAACACAGACGAAGAAAACAGGCAAUGGAAGAGUAAAUGGUAACACUACAGAGAGAAAGAAGAUUCUUCCUGACUUUGACUCAGUCAGCAUCCCUUAUUCCAUUAACGGUCAUGGCUGCAGACAGCUAGACGCAACCUCCAGAUUGAAGCAGAGUGGGAAGGUUCCUGCCGGUCUUUCAAAGGAGGGUUGCAAAAGCAGUUGCAGUAAUAAAAACAGUAUGGACAUCAAGAAUGACAAGUCCUUCGAUUUCAAAAGUCAUGAGGGCAAGAAGGAGCUUGUGGCCCUCCUGAAUGGUGUUGUGGCUCCAAGUGGGCGCCUUACAAAUGGUUACCCCAGCAAGUCAGCUGCAGACAACGAUGGCAGUGGUUCAGAGAGUGGCUGCGGCACCCCUAAGAAACGUAGGCCCCAGCGCGCUGGCUCUAAGUGUGCAGAUAAUGUCCCACAAGACAAGGCUACACGGCAGGGCCUUGCAGAACUUCCCAAGCGGGAGCCGGAACUAGUAGAGAGAACAGUUGGCUCUCAGGCUAACUGUGCCAGGGCACCUUCAAGAGCCGAGGCACCUGCCUUAACGCGGGCCAAGCCAGCCCUGGGCUCGGCUUCCAGCAGCCCCCAAACAGGAGAGUUGGCACGCAAGAACUCGGAUGGUAAGGCUGCUGGGACCACAGGGAAGAAGUAUGAGGACCGGCCUGGUAAAGCCAAGAUCUCGGCCUCAGUGACCGCGAAGGAUGAUUCAUGGACUUUAUUUAAGCCCCCACCCGUCUUUCCUGUGGACAAUAGCAGCGCUAAGAUUGUGCCCAAGAUCAGUUAUGCAAGUAAAGUCAAGGAGAACCUUAAUAAAGUGUCCCAGGUGAGCGUGGAUGCCCCCAAUCCCCCAGCAUGUGGCACAGCGUCGCAGGUUCCCCUGUCUGCUGUGAAAACCAUCACCUCUUCUAGCUUUUCCAAUGGCCCUGUGUCUGGAGAAGAAAACGGUGGGCCCCUCUACACUGCUGCUUGUACUCUGCCGCUGGCCUCCUCUGUCCUGGGUGGUGAGAAUGUAGCAUCGUGUCCUGAAAGCGCUGCUAGCAUAGCAGCUGUCCCCUCUGCCAGUGUUGGGAGCGAGCAGAGAAAGCCCAACCUUUUUGUUUACCCCCUAGGCACUUCAAAUAUGCAACCUCCACUCCCCAGUGGCUGUCAGGCAGACCCUCCCCUCAGUGCUCCAAGCAAUCAGAAAGCUUUGGGUGACAUCUUCCAGAACCAGUGGGGGCUGUCGUUCAUCAACGAGCCCAGUGCUGGGCCCGAGGGGGCCAUAGGGCAGCUGGCAGUGAGUGGCCAUGUGACCGAGGUGAACUUCCAGAGUGGUUACUCUGCAGCCCCUGUCCCUCAAGCCCCUGCUGCCCUGCCUCACGGACCAGCGCAUCCGCCCCUGCCAAAGGCCUAUGACCCAGACAUGCGGACUAGUCACCAAACCCUUAGUGUAUUAAAAACAUGCCCACCCUCGGCCUUAGCCUGCGAGGGCUGGACACAGACUCAACCUCUUGAUCUGGAUGCGCAGGAAGCCACAGCUGCGUCUCUAGGUGCAAUAGUGUUCAAUUCAUUCAAGGACCCCGGCCACGAGGCCUCUCAGGCCAACCCAGCUAGUGCCGUAGUGGCUCUGCCCAAAGAAGCAGGCCAUCCCAGGGGCCUCGACAGGAGAUCUGAUUGGGGUCCCUUCGAUCUCAGAGCUGCUGUAAUUUAUCACACUAAAGAAAUGGAAUAUGUUUUAAAUUUGCAAAAACAAGAUCCAAAAAGAGUUGUCCUUUAUGACAAUAGUCAAGAUGGACCUGAUCAGUGAGGCUGGGCGUGCUAACCUGCCUUUCUCCUGAGUGCUGUGGGGACAUGUAGCUUGUUGGGUUGCCUCGACUUGUGUGACAAAAUCAGUAGAUAUAAAAUUAACAAAUUAAUCAGAGACCUCACUCAUGUGGAGGAACUGAAGGAAUGUCCAAUGGUGGAUACACUCAUAAUUUGAGAAUCAAAUCUGAGGGAAGAAGAGAGCAAAGCAGCAAGGAAAAAUGCAGAGGAACCCAGGGGACGGAGGAUGUUCUGGCCGAGCUUGGUUCCAGCUGAUUGUGGGAACUGCUGAAAGGAGUUUGGCCACCGAAAACUGAGCCCUUUUACGGGUUCCAUUUAUCUACUGGCACAGAACUGCAGUACCGAGGCUUGAAGGCUGCCUAACCCACACCACAGACAUGCACAACACCUCAUGCAAUGACAGACCGGGCUCUCAGUACUAUUUACUAAGGGACAGGGGGUGCUGUUGGUAUUGAACAGUGGGGCACUCGUCCUACUUUCCGAGCCCUUACGUGAGAGGAGAAAGUUAUUCAUAAUGAGAUUGCGCUAUUAACUAAACUUCAUUAUGAAUUCAGGUUAAUUGUUAUAUGCAUAUUCAAGUUUUGUGUAUACUAAUUUGAAUUCAUAAUGGAAAAAAAAUAUAUAAAUUGACAUUUUGAAAGGUUGCCUUGAAGUUUAAAAAAAAAAAAAAAAAAAGGAUAAAAAUGGCAGGAAAAACUAUCCUGUCUUGCUGCAGGUAAAAUAAAAACAGAUCUAGAUACUGUAGAUGGGACAGAUGUCAGGCCUUGGGGAAAACGUUGUCUUAACUUUAUUUUUGGAGUAAAGAUCGCUCCAUACAGUAUUGACUUUGACAGAGUGCGGUUGGCGACGCUUUUUGUUUUUGUUUUGUUUGACUAGAGACUAAACACAGAAACAGGAUCACAGACAGCGGAGUGGGAAGCAGCCAGUCGGACAAGGAAUCAGUCACGUGACAGCACAUGCUCCUCUCUGUCUUCUGUUCAACAUUUCACAUAACGGGGUCAUUAGUGGUAUUAUUAGUGUCUUCAGAUUUUUCCUUUUAUGUAUUUGUUGGUUUAUUCAUUUAAGCCAUUGCAAAUUUCACCCCAGAUAUAGAUUUCACUAAUUGAAAUGGGAGAUUGUGUAGAGAUUUUUUUUUUUUUUUAAGGAAUGGUGGAGGUCUGGUGGGAAACCUCAAAAGGGAGACGGGUAGUAUUGAUGCUUUUACUUUCAUAUAUCAUUUUUGAGCUUAAAUAGGCUGGGAGCUGAUAGAUUUGAAUCAGAAGUGAUAUCUUUUUUUAAUUACAUUAGCAUGUCUUUAUGGAGGUGGUUGCAGUGUCCCUGUUUAAAUUGGCCUGAUGCAGUAAUGUAUUAUUUCUUGACAAAUUUAGGCAUUGUCUCCCUGAUCCUUAAUUUGUUUUCAUGUUGAUCUGCAAUGUUUUGCACAUGGUUGUCUAAGACUGGUGCAAAUCUAAUAUAGGAAGCGCUAAUUCAAAUCACUCAAGUCUCCCAUCAGCAGGUUUCAUGACCACUGGAGCUAAAUGUAGCAGGAAGCCACAAAUAUACUAUUUUGUUUUUUUUAAAGCUGUACGUAGGCAGUUAUGCCAUAUGCAGGCCUGCAAGGCUUUAUCAUGUUCCGAAAGUCAACAUUUGUGUAGAAAAUGACAUUCACCUGGUUCAUCAGAUGGAGUAACUAAGUGAUUGAUUCACCCACUUCCCAGUACACUUUUAAUUUUUACAUGCAAAAACUAGGUGAAAAUAUUAAAGCUGUUUAAGUGAUUUAAAGUAUUGAGCAUGGUUGUCUUCCCAAUGUUUAGGGGUCUGUUUGCUGUCCCUGACGUGCAGCUAAAUGAAAUGAAUUGUAUCUGCAUCUCUUAAAGUUGAUUUUAGAAUUAUUUAAAAUUAAAAAUUUAAUGUUUCUCUUCCCCAUCGUAACUUAUUUGGUUUUAACAAAUUAGCACUUUAUGUAAACUAAUUUCUUUGAAAAAGCUAUAUAUGAAUCUGAAAAGUAGAUAAAAUACUAAUCCUGGCUAAGAAUGGCUUUUUGGCUGUUUGUUUUUCUAAAUAAAGCAAAAUACACAAAAAGACACUCAGGUAGAAUUAGGAAAGCCAUUAUUUCACAAAAUGUAGGAACAUAAAUUAUUGCCAAAUAUCAUCUAAAGGCUGGUUCUUUAUUCUUGAUUUUGGUCGUUUUUUUUUGUAAGUCAGUUGAACAGUUUGUGCAUAGUCUUUAAACGGAUACCAAAUUAUUUGGGAGUUAAACAUCUAAUUUUUGUCUUGUCUGUCCCUGCACAGUAUGAUUCAUAUUGUGAGAUGGACUAAUGUUUUUAAAUGUGCUACUUGUAACAUUAGUGCAGAGUGUCCUUGAUAUCCAGAGAAACGGCACACGCUACUGUUUGCACCCGUCUCCAUGCUGAACCUUUACGUUUCCUCAUACGCUUUAUUCUGUUAUAUUCCUUCCAGCCUUUUGCUGUUCCAAAUUUAAACUUGCACGUGGCCCAAAGAGGUUGAGGGAAGGCCACACCCCUUCACUCUUGUGUGUCUUAAGUGUGUGAAUGUGUGAGAGAUCUCAGUUGCACACUGCCUUUUUGGCUCUAAUGCAGUGUUAAAAACUAGGGUGGAAAAUUGAUUCCUGAAAUUAGCAGUUUUACUCUGGCAUUUCUUACCAUAUUUUUUCCAUGUAGUUCCUGGGAGAGUUCAGUCUCUGGUGAUUCACUGUCUUAACAGUUGACAACUCUCAUACUGCUGCUCAAGAUCAAUUUUAAAUAUUUUAAUGUGUUUUUUUU